AUGGCGGGCAUGUUUCUUGGUUCCGAUCCGACUAUUCUUCAGACCUUUUACGAGCCGCUGGGCGUCUGCGUCACAAUAACUCCUUUCAGUUUCCCGUUCAUGACUCCUCUUUGGUCAAUCCCGUACGCACUUGCCACGGGAAACACAGUGGUCCUCAAGCCCUCCGAGAAAGCCCCUUCUGUGGCAUGUCUUUUGAGCGAAGCGGUACUCCGUGCCGGCUUCCCCCCUGGAGCUUUCAACCUGGUCCACGGAGACCACUCGGUUGUCCAGAUGCUCAUCCUACAACCUUUGGUACAAGCUGUCAGUUUCGUUGGUUCGGAGUCGGCAGCAAAACAAGUUCACGAUAUUUCGCGUAAAGCGGGAAAACGGAUCCAGGCUGAAUGUGGCGGGAAAAAUCAUGGUGUCGUUUUGGACGAUGCGAGGCAGCGAUGCAUGUCUCUGAGUGUUGCUGUGUUUGUUGGUGACACUCGAGGAUGGAUACCGAAGCUAGUGGAAAUAGCAGAAUCCAUGAUCGUGGGAUACAGUGGGGACGAAGAAACGAAAAUCGGCCCUCUCAUCGAUCUGUCAGCGAAGAAAAAAGUGACGGGAUUCAUUGAUCGUGCGGUCGAGGAAGGUGCCACUCUUCUAUGUGAUGGACGUGAUGCUCUGGUCCCUGGUUAUCCUGACGGGAGUUUUGUGGGCCCAACUAUUAUCACGGACGUGGAAACCUAUAUGGAGUGUUACCAAAGCGAGAUCUAUGGCCCUGUCCUUAUCUGCAUGCAGGUCGACACACUCGAAGAAGCUGUUGAUUUAAUCAAUCAAAACAAAUAUGGAAAUGGAUGUUCCUUAUUCACAACCAGCGGAAAGCAUGCCAAGACCUUUCAACGCGCUGUCAACGUGGGACAGAUUGGGAUUAAUAUUCCGUUAAUUGCUCCGUAUGGGCCUGCCGUCAGAACCAGUAACAAAGCCUCAUUCAUGGGAGAUCGACACGUUCCAGGGAAGACGUAUUGGCCCUUUUUCACUACCACUAAAACCGUCUCAGCCCGUUGGGACCAGUAA
Messenger RNA from Penicillium maclennaniae, 1038 nucleotides. RefSeq lists its product as uncharacterized. Lineage: Eukaryota; Fungi; Ascomycota; Eurotiomycetes; Eurotiales; Aspergillaceae. Gene Ontology annotation, molecular function: malonate-semialdehyde dehydrogenase (acetylating, [NAD(P)+]) activity; methylmalonate-semialdehyde dehydrogenase (acylating, NAD+) activity. Gene Ontology annotation, cellular component: mitochondrion. The record is from RefSeq and is a predicted model, not a curated record. The transcript has 5 exons. Gene Ontology annotation, biological process: thymine catabolic process; L-valine catabolic process. The coding region runs from base 1 to 1038 and encodes 345 amino acids.